Miscanthus lutarioriparius is the source of this 1281-nucleotide messenger RNA. Lineage: Eukaryota; Viridiplantae; Streptophyta; Magnoliopsida; Poales; Poaceae. The record is from the annotation of a GenBank genome assembly.
AUGAUGAGGAGCGUCAGCGGCACCGGCUCGGCCGGGAGCCGGAGGAGCGACCCCGGCGGCAGCGGCGAGCUGUCCCGCUUCUCCGUGGCCACCACCACGGCGUCAUCCGCCUCGGAGCCUUCCGCGAGCGGUGGCGUGCGCGGGAUCUCCUUUCUUGACGCCUUCCGGUCCUGCUUCGUGCCCCCGGAGGCGCGCUCGCCGGAGAACUCCAUGUCCGACGAGUCCCACCCCUCCCACCAACUCUCACAGUCUCUGAGCUCACAAGGUUCUAACAGUGGGAGCGUGUUUAGGAGCAAGAGAUCAAUUAAAGGAAUGUAUAUCCCCAUGCACAAGAGUUCUUUAGAUAGGGAGAUCCCUGGCAGCACAAAAUUCUCCUUGUCACAGAUCCAGAAAGCAACAAAGAACUUCUCACCAAACUUCAAGAUUGGGCAGGGUGGUUCUGGGACUGUAUACAAGGGUCAGCUUGCUGAUGGUACUCUUGUCGCUGUCAAACGGGCCAAGAAGAAUGUGUAUGACAAGCAUAUGGGUCGUGAGUUCUGGAACGAGAUUGGGACAUUGCAAUGCAUUGAGCACCUGAAUUUGGUUAGGUUUCAUGGGUACCUGGAGUUUGGUGGCGAGCAGUUGAUUAUUGUCGAGUAUGUUCCCAAUGGGAAUCUUCGAGAGCACCUGGACUGUAUAAACGGUAAAAUAUUGGAAUUCUCAAUGAGAUUGGAAAUUGCAAUUGAUGUGGCUCAUGCUAUUACAUAUCUUCAUACCUAUUCAGACCAACCAGUCAUCCACAGGGACAUCAAAUCCUCAAACAUUCUUCUAAUGAACAAUUGUCGAGCCAAGGUUGCUGACUUCGGAUUCGCCAAACUGGCUCCAACUGAUGCUAGUCAUAUUUCUACUCAAGUCAAAGGAACAGCAGGCUAUCUUGAUCCAGAAUAUCUCAGAACAUACCAGCUCAAUGAGAAGAGUGAUGUCUACUCCUUUGGAGUCCUUCUGGUGGAGUUGGUUACUGGGAGGCGCCCUAUAGAGCCAAAGAGGUCAAUCAUUGAGCGUGUUACCACAAAAUGGGCAAUGGAAAAAUUUGUGGAGGGCAAUGCUAUCCAAACACUAGAUCCAAAUCUGGAAGCGUCCGAUGCGAUCAAUCUAGCGGUAGAGAAGUUGUACGAGCUGGCUCUGCAAUGCUUAGCUCCAACGAAGAGGAACCGACCGAGCAUGAAGCGGUCCGUAGAGAUUCUGUGGGGCAUACGUAAAGAUUACAGGGAGUUGGUUGUACCCACAUCUGCCAUGAACUGA